Molecule: messenger RNA, 11380 nt
Organism: Cuculus canorus (common cuckoo)
Lineage: Eukaryota; Metazoa; Chordata; Aves; Cuculiformes; Cuculidae
Gene: TBX1
Product: T-box transcription factor 1
Exons: 8
Coding region: 420-2051 (543 amino acids)
Biological process (GO): cell fate specification; regulation of transcription by RNA polymerase II; positive regulation of DNA-templated transcription
Cellular component (GO): nucleus
Molecular function (GO): RNA polymerase II cis-regulatory region sequence-specific DNA binding; DNA-binding transcription factor activity, RNA polymerase II-specific
Source: RefSeq, a predicted model, not a curated record
AUAAAUUAAUAAAUCACAGGGAAAGAAGCUGGGGAGAGAGAAACUGAGACUCCGGAAAAGAAAUCCGUGGAGUUAUUUAAUUAUCCCCCCACCCCCGACCUGAUCCUCUCUCGCUGACGGGGCUCGAUCCGGCCGUUGUGGUGCUCGGCGCUGGCUGCAAAGGGCUCCGAGGAAAUUUCUUGCUCCACAAAGCCGUUCCCGGGGGGGUAUACAGAGGGUUUGGGUUAUUUUCUGGGUUUUAGUUGUUGUUGUUUGGGGUUUUUUUAAGCCUCUCUUCCCCACCCCUCGUCUGAAAGGAGGGGGGUCUGGCUCGCACCUCCCUGGAUGGUGCGGUAGAAAGGAGGGGAGUGAGGGGGUGGAAGGGGGGGCUCGUGGUGGGAGGCUGCCGCGGCUGCUGCUUCUGCAUUGGUGUCUCCCCUAUGGACGAAAACAGCCCUCUGUCUCCCAAGGCGAAUGCUUUCAGUAUCGCCUCUCUGAUUUCAGUCGCUGCCGCCGAGCCAGCAGGGCAGGGAGCGCCGGAGGAGCGCGGCAGCGCGCCCGCCCGCCCCGGCUGCCGCCCGCGGAAGAUGCACUUCAGCACCGUCACCAGGGACAUGGAAGCUAUCUCCAGCCCCUGGCUCACCCAGCUGUCCCAUUUUUGCGAUGUUGCAGCUUUCACCGCCAACAGCCUGAGCAGCCUGAACGCCUCCGGGGGGUACCACCUCUCCCCCUCCCCGGGGGACCCGUACGGACAGCAUGAGCCGCCGCACUACGAGUCCUGCACGGCUCAGCAACACUCGCACCCGCAGCCCCAGCACGGCUACCCCUUCGGCGGGGCGGCGGCCGGGGCCAACCCGCCGCCCCCUGGCCCCGAGCCGCCCGAGAGCGCCGGGGGAGCCGCGGGGCCGGCCACCGGUUCGGGCUGCUCCGCCGCGGCCAAGGCGCCGGUGAAGAAGAACCCGAAGGUGGCCAACGUGAGCGUCCAGCUGGAGAUGAAGGCGCUGUGGGAUGAGUUCAACCAGCUGGGCACGGAGAUGAUCGUCACCAAGGCCGGCAGGCGCAUGUUCCCCACGUUCCAGGUGAAGAUAUUCGGGAUGGACCCCAUGGCUGACUACAUGCUCCUCAUGGAUUUUGUCCCCGUGGACGACAAGCGAUACCGGUACGCCUUCCACAGCUCCUCCUGGCUGGUGGCCGGCAAGGCCGACCCCGCCACCCCCGGGAGGGUGCACUACCACCCGGACUCCCCGGCCAAGGGCGCGCAGUGGAUGAAGCAGAUCGUUUCCUUCGAUAAGCUCAAACUGACCAACAAUUUGCUGGACGACAACGGGCAUAUCAUUUUGAACUCCAUGCACAGAUACCAACCGCGUUUUCACGUGGUCUACGUGGACCCCCGGAAAGACAGUGAGAAAUACGCGGAGGAGAACUUCAAAACCUUCGUCUUCGAGGAGACGCGCUUCACGGCCGUGACCGCCUACCAGAACCACCGGAUCACGCAGCUGAAGAUCGCCAGCAACCCAUUUGCCAAGGGAUUUAGAGACUGCGACCCUGAGGACUGGCCCAGGAAUCACAGGCCAGGGGCCCUUCCUCUCAUGAGCGCUUUUGCCAGAUCCCGGAAUCCAGUGUCUUCUCCGGCUCACCAGAAUGGGACAGAGAAAGAUGCAGCCGAGAGCCGGCGGGAUUUCGAGCGGGAGGCAGCGGGGCCGCCGCUACCGGAGGCGGCGCACCAGCAGCUCCUGUCCCGCGUGCUGAGCCCGGCGCUGCCGAGCGCGGCGGGGCUGGUGCCGUUGGGCGGCGCGGGCGGCGGCCGGCCGAGUCCCCCGCACUCCGAGCUGCGCCUGGAUCCCGCCGCCUCAGAGCCGCUGCACCACCACCCCUACAAGUACCCACCCGCCGCCUACGACCACUACCUGGGCGCCAAGAGCCGGCCCGCCCCGUAUCCACUGCCCGGCAUCCGCGGCCACGGCUACCACCACCAUCACCAUCAUCACCACCACCACCACGUCAACGCGGCAGCCGCCAACGUGUACUCGCCGCCCGGCGCGCCCGCCGCCUACGACUACGGGCCCCGAUAGCGCGCGCGGCUGCCCUUUCCCGCCCUCGCGCCCAUUGGCCGAGCGGCGGCCGCGGGGGGGGUGGGGCCUGCGCGCGGCCGCACGAAGCCACAGGGAGACGCGGGCAUGCGGGAGCGCGGCCUCGCCUGAGGGAGUGCCUCGCGGCUGCGCUGUCUGAACUCACUGUCCGCGGGGCUGGGGGUCGCCGGCGCGGCCCGGGGGUUGUGGAGCUGCUGGGAGAGGCGGGGGUUACGACCCUCCGCGUGCUCGCGGGUGCUGAGGCGUGGGGGCCGCGGGAGCUGCCCGGGGUUCCCGCAGAGCGGCGUGUGCUCUGCGUGCUGCCGCGCCCUGCCCUGAGCUCUCGAUGCUCUCUUGUCCAUAGGGGCCUUUCAGAGGAACUGCAGGGUUUUUCUUCCCCCUGAAUGCCUCACCCUUUACCCUUGGCUCCCCCAAACCACACUAGUCCCAAAGCACCUAUUCUGCACCUGCCUGCUUGCUGCACCUUCCCUUUUAGAACUGGUGAGUACUUUUUUCUUUUCUCCUUUAACACCUCCUUCCAGUCUCUCCUUGGUUUUGAAAGGAUCACCCUGUUCAUCACAGUUUCGCCAGUGAUGCUUUGGAAUAGCUGGCUCGUGUUUCUUGUCAGAUGCUUACAGAUGCAGUCCCUUGGUGUUCAGAGAAGGUAUUGAGCAGCUCCUCAGCUGUGGGGGGUAUACAGUAUUAUGUACACUUUUCUGAUUCUUCCAUGUGACUAUGAAAAGAAGGGGGUUAUUUUUUUGUUGUUUUGUUUUUGAAGUCCUCUUCAUUCACAUUUGUGCAUUUUCACUAUAGUGGUAGUGGCAGUGUUAAUAGCAACGUUUAUUCUGUCUGCGGCAGUGGGGUUUGGGCUUAAAACUUUUUUCAAAGAGUUUUAAGAAGGCUGACAGAAAUAUUUUACAUAUUUUUUUCUGUUAUAAAAAGAAAUAUAUCUGGAUCCAUGAAAAAGACUUGUGCAAGAAAUAUGUAUUUUAUUUGACAUUUGCAGUGAAUUGUGUCUUAUUGUCUGGCUAAACCAUAAUUAAUGUUCUCAGAAAGGUUGGUGUAAAAUAGCCUUGCGCUUGUUACUGGUCAGUGGGAAUCUGCUCUCUGAUGUGGUCUGUUGCUUUGCCACUGUUAUUCCAGAGUUUUCAGUAUGAUUUGUUAUCUGUAAACUGAUUAGUGCCAAAGCUUUGGUCAAAUGCUUAUUGAAGUUAUUAUAUUUAUUAUUUCUUUCAAAGAUUAUGCAAACACUUUUUUCUUUCUAGAUAGUUACAGUGUAGGAAAAAAGUGAAGACAACCAAAGAAUCAUAUCUGCAAACAGUGUAGAUACAUGUAGAUAUUUGUAGAUAUUUGUAGAUAAUCUUAUUUUGUUUAAGUUGAAAAGACAUUGGACGGUGACAUUUAUAAAUGUUUUUCCUCUUUCUUUUAUUUCUGUUUGAUUACAUGUGUGUAUUUGUCAGUUUGCCUGCUCUGAAGCCUAAACCUCCCUUGCAAAGUGAGGUCACUUAAAUAAGGAAGGUUGCUAACCUGGGGUUGUUGAGUAUAUCUCCCCAGGUGAUUGCCCCCCACCCCCGCUUUCUCUCCCCUUCACUGUGGGAGCUGCCCGUGGUUGUAGUGAUCUGUCAUGCAAUGAAUUGCCAGGUGGGGGUCCCAGGUGGAAAUGUGUGCAGUAGACAUCCGUUUCUAAUUGGAAGCACCUGUUUCCCUUAACAAUACCUGGAGUGCUGUGGGAAGUGCCACUGGCUCUCAGUACAGAUCAGCCAUGCUGCUGUUCAGACUCUACUGCACAAGAGCCAAGAGGAGAGCAUGGCCCAAGACACCAAGAUUAAACUGUGCUUUUACAGAAAGAAACUCAAGGUCCUUGCCUCGAUUGUAGGACGUCUCCAUUAGAAGUAGACAAAAUCGCAGCACUUCAAGCUAUGGCUGUGGGCUCUCAGGAUCAGUGAUCUGUGCUCUGUGCCAGAAGAACCACUAUAGAAGUCCUGAGUCUGAAUGGAAAGGACAGGCCAUGCAGCUGUAUCAGCUACAGUUUUCACUAUGAAAAGGGGAUUUCUAACCAUGCUUAUAGGCAGUCAACAUGCAGCGUGCUUAUAUAUGUUAGUAUUAAGCAUGUUAGCAAUCCAUUUCAUGUCGUGCUUUAUUCCUUCAAUGGAGCUUCCUUGAGGCUUGGACUAGUGUUUUCACCCUGUACAGCAGUGUCUGUUUCACUGGGUGGGAGUGGUCCAGAUAUGCAGAGCAAGCAAUGUUAUUUUUCUGUCGCAACAAAAAAUGCACUCCAAACGAAGAAAAACCCUGUAACACUGCACAUUGAGUAGGUGAAGCCUCUUUAAAACCACAGAAAAUCUCCAACACUUUAAUUUCAUGUUACCUGUCAGACAGUUAGUCCAGGUUUAUUUGGUGCAGGCUGUGCCUUAUCUAUAUGUGUUGCAGUUUCCUUUGAAAAAUGGCAUUUUAUGAUUUGGUUACGUGUAUGUUUAAACUUCAUGCAGUACAUGCCAUCACCAAGGGCAAUGGCACUUACUCAGAAGUCAGAAGGAAGGCUGCGGCAUUUCCAGACACUUUCACUUAACAGUGGCCUCGAGUCACACAUAACACUAUUUGAAAGCUGCUGGUAAAGCAGGCCCAGGCCCAGGGGUUACAGGCCCCCUUUGUCUCUUUGGAAUAAGGGUGGAGAAUAAAUUAGCCAGUUUUCCAGAGGUAAAGGCUGAAUUUACUGAUUGCUCCAAAGGUCUGCAAACCACAUCCCUUACCCCAGUGGAUAAACACAGGAUUAGGUAUCUGCAGGUGAAACAAGGGAUGCGUUUGCUUGGUCACUUAUCUCAAACAUCGGGGAUAGCUCAGGUUUUCAGGAACGUUUUCGGUGGUGGUGGUUUUACUUUUUCCUUGUGAUCGGAUCUGACUAAAUUCAGUAUAGCAUAGGAGUACGGGGGGCGCGACUUCUGUGUGCUUGCAGUGCUCGUGCUGUUUACACUCCUUACGGCUGUUCUUUUGAAUUCUUCUUCUUGCUUGGAGAGACUCUAGAGCCGCUUCGGGUGGGUCUGUAAGGUGGUGUCCCCAGCAGCUGCCUCUGGGCACCGCAGGGCGCUGGCAUCUCUGCAGUCGGGCUCGAGCACGCCAGGGCAGCGAGCGCUCCAGCCGCCUGCGGGUCACAGCGCGGGGAACGACCGCAGCGCUGCUGCGCAUCCGAAGGCUUUCUGCCGCCUUUCCGGGCGCCCCCCAGCGGCUUAUAAAAUGUGCUCUCGUCGAAGCCAGAGGCGCCCGUUGUCUGCGGGAACCCCGUUACGGGAUCAGAGGUUUUGCUCAUCUCCAAGAGCAGACCUUCAUCCUCUUUUCCUGCCUGGCACGUUGUAUGCAAUCAGUGCAAAAGGCAAAACCUGGUUUUGAAGAUAGACGUUAAUUUUGAAAAACAUACACAUGUCCUACGUACACUAUGUAUGUGUACAUACAACUGCUUUUCAAAGGUCUGCCUCCCUUUGUGGAAUCUGUGUAAAGUCCUGCAUGUGUUGCAUAUGCCAGAAAAAUGCCCUCAUUCCCCCCACUGACAGAAAUGACUUAUUAUAAAUUUACCAAAGGUACCGUAGGUUUAGAAAUUGGCCACAUGUGUCUGUGUAAUAUAUUCAUUAUAUCACAUUUCAUAGCAUUUCUGUUUCAUGAAAUUCAGCCUUGACUAUGUCACAUAUGUUUUGCAUAUAUGUGCAAUAGUCAGCCAAAUAUAUCCGAGUAAAGUAUGAUAAAUGUGUUCUUUCCAUAUGGGAAAUUAAAUGUUUUUCCAGAUAUUUAAAAAAAGUUUAUGAAGAGCAGCCUAUACAAAAUAAUUACAAUAAAUCACUCACUUCUAUUUAUGUUCAAAUUAUAAAUUUGAACAGUAACAAAGUGAUUAAGAACAAAAGCCAGGAAAGACACAUUUAGGACCUAGUUCUAUAAAGAGAUGGAGCAGCACAGGGGGAAGGACAGCACCUGCGUAUUUCAAGGUUAGCCACUACAUAGUGUACAGUCAUGCAGACUCGUACAACAACUUCCAUCUUAUGCUCCCAGAAUGAUUCAGUGGCUGAUAAAGGGCAGCUGCUCCUCACCUCCACAAGAGGAUGAAUAUUUCCUGUUCACUGUGCCUCAUGGAGCAAGUGCCCUGCUGCGGCUCUUCUAGCCCAAGCCCUAGUUACCUAGAGGUUUGUAGUGUGUGUAUGAGCCGUUUUCGGUAGUCAUUGGUAGGUGGAGAAGAAAGGGCAUGUUUUCUUGCAACCACAUACACUCUCAGUGACACCGGUCCUGGUAGCUAACCUCAAGCCAAGGACACCGCUGUGGUUAUCGCUGUGCUCUGUACCUGCCGGUAAUGGGCUUGACUAAACAAGUGCCCAGGCUCUCCGGCUGCAGUCCUUGGGUUGAAUCUGUAAAUUGCAAAAGGAAGGUAAAAAUGGAAUAAACACCAUGUAAAACUCACUGAAGCACCUUUGUGUGAGUUUGUACUAUUGCUUUUUCAAUGGUCUUAGCUUGGCUGAUGGACAGGGGCUCUGUGUUUGUUGGCUUUUUUUAUCUGCUUGCCUGGUGCUCCCACUGUCCCUGGUUCUUGGGGCAGAGGGUUGCCCUUCUCCCUUGGUGCUCCAGUCCCCUUUUGGCUGGGGCGUGCGCGCCAGCCACAGGCAGGCAGAGCGAGCACUGAGAGCAGCAGGAUUGUGGGCCAGGCCAUCCCCUUCCAGUCAUCUUAAAGGGCAGAGGAAGGAUGGUGAGAGAGGGGAGCAGCGGCCCUCCUCCCAGGCUGAUUUUAUUUCAGCGCUGCUGUACAUGUUUCUUUUAUUUCAGUAAACAUGAAGUGAGCCUUUCAUUCUGUUCUCUUUCCUGCUUGUUGUCAACUACUUCAAACCAGAUGGGCUCAAGAGAUAAAAUGACAAAGACUCAAUGUCUCUAUUUAGCGUGAUGCCAAGUCUGCAUGCCAUCAAAAUAUCCGAGGCAAAAAAAUCUGAAAAGACAACAGUUACUGUAAUUACUAUGUUAAAAGCAGCCUAGAUGCUUUUCUGUGAACACAGACAAUGGACCCAUGAAUCACUGAGAUUGCAUAUCAGCAAUUUUUUUAAUUACCAUGAAGACAAAUGCCAUGUCCACAGUCUUUGCCAUGUUUAGGUUAUUAUGUUGGCCCAAUGCACCAACCUUCCUCCUACCUAUGUCAGAACAUGUUUAUAGAAAGCAGUGCCAUGGGUGCCUGGAAAACGUACCUUUGCAUGUGUGAGAUGCCAGAGCUAUGGAACAGCAUAAUGGUGCAAGAUUUUAACAUCCUCCGUAGUUCCCUGAUCUGGACAUAAUUGGGAUAAAUCAGCCCUACAGCUGGUAGGAAAGAGAGAUCAUUGCCGUCCAGUAAGUGCCAAAGGAUUUCUUUAGGUUUUUUUGCUGCCCUUAUUCAGGUAUACUGUGAAUAAAAACCAGGAGGAAACUACGUCCAGCUGUAAUCGCAAUCUAAUGUAACAGCUUUUUAAAAAUUGUUUAUUUUUUUUAAUUAGAACUUCCAGUUGUAAUAGGCAAUUGUUAGAAUUAAUAUUUUUUUUUUACUGCUGUGUCACUCUCCUAUAAGGAGACUAUCAGUACUGGUCUGGGAUGGUCUGCAGUGCUCGUGGCUGCCUCGGGAUCUCAGUCCCUCCACUGCUGUCUCCAGUGGCACUAUAACAUUUGGUAUUGUGCCUGCUUGUAGUGGAGAAAUAAACUUAUGUUCCACUGGUGAGCACACGCAUAUUUAGAGGUAUAGGCUCCAGUUUACAGGAUUUCCUAGUGUUCCAGCACCUUUAAAAAAGGGUGGUGGGGCAGUAAAAGCAAAUACUUCUGAAACUGAAGGGAGUCUGUGUACAAGAUUAUCAGGCAGACCUAUCACCGGAUGCUCUAGGUACUUUUCCUCCCUGUCAUCCUUGUCCUUUUGCCAUAAGGAAUGUGCCAUCUUGCUGGAGGUGGUUUGCUUCUAGGUCCACGUGCUUUCCAGAAUCUUUGUAUCAUCGAACUUAGAGGACAACUUCCUGCUUUGUUUUGAUUUGUCCCCUUCACCCUCCUCUUAUAAUAAUACUGAACUGCACAUCCAAUCCCCUGAGCUGUCAGAGUAAGGCAGUGCACAGUAAUGCUGGAAGAACAUACAGAUACAUUUCAUACCAUUAAUCAGAUGAGCAAAAUAUUCAGAGUUGAGAGGAUGAUGCUACUGCUACCAUCCCAGCUACGAGGUUUAUCAGUACAUUACAGUAUCACAGCUUUUGUAAAGAGCUGUAUUGAAGGGGAAUAAAUGCUAACAGCUAAAACAAAAUUCACCUCUUCAGACAUGAAUUGGGGGGGUGUACCGCUACAUGGGGGGUGGAACUGCUCGGGGGCAAAAAUCUUAACAGGCUGAGUAGAUGUAGCUGAUUGAUAGCUUUAACUGCAUAGGAGAGCAGACAGCUCAACACAAACAGCCCUGUUAUUUCAUGAUGUUUGAUAAGGGGGGGUGGGGGUAAUAAAUAAAACCAUACACCAGGAUUGCUAUGUGACAAUCCAGCCCAGGCUCUGGCUGCUGGUCUUGUCCUGACCAAAAAGUAUGAAUGUAUAUGGUAAGGUCAGGAGACAAAGAAUUUGGUAUCCAGAAUAUGGUUACUUGCCCCAUACUUACUUUGAUGCUAUUGGCAAGUGGUAUGCUUCCAUUUCAGUCUAUUUAACAAGCUGCAUUUCUGUCAUCUGCUUUAUCUCCAGUAGUGCAGACAUGGGGGUUGUUGUGUUAUCAUCGUUUCAUACUGUGAGAUCCUUAAAUGAACUGCCAACCUCCCCCAUGUGACCUUAAUUCUGUGUAGUUUUCUUCACAUUAUGAAAGAAAACACCAGCUUGUCCUAGAAGAGCAGAGCCUGGAUUAAACACAGCCAGAUUGACUUGAAAAAAUUACUCUAGUAGGGGGACCCAGGCUGGAAUUUCAGAAUACUAAAAACAACAGAAAAACUGUGCCUUCCUCUUGAAUCACUGCUAUCACUUGCUCGGUAGCACCCUGGUUGUGCCUAAACAUCAAACUUUGUGUCUCAUCAUUGCUGUAACGUUGUCAAGUAUUAAUCCAGAAAGGCAUGUGCUGUGUUUUAUGUAAUGAUCCAUACUUCCACACCACAGACACACAGCCAGAAAAGGAAACACAUUGAUUUAGCACUCGGUAAUCCUUCUGUAAUCCCCAGUCCUUUGGUUUACAUCACUAACAUGGCUCCUGCAGUAGUCAGUGUUCUAUCUUUGUUCUUGGCAGACUGAAUUAAAGGAAAGAUUUAUUAAUUUGUAAGUUGGCUUUGUAGAUGCAUCUUAAUUGUGCUAAAAAACAAAGCAGUCCAGAAGCCAGAAUUGACUUAACUAUAAAAAGCUGCUCUUUAAAACUCAAACCUUUGUGACAAUCCAAGUCAAGCUGCAGAGAGCAGUUUGUUGGCUCACUAGGCAAUUGCAUUGUAUAGGGCUAAAUUUAACAGCUGUCUCAUUGCAGCCCCUCAGCCUACUUCCUUUUUCACCGAUUACUACAAAUACAAUUAAUCUCCUCUUUCCUUGCUUGUCUAUACCUAGGACUGCAGUGCUUUAUGGUGCAUGUACUGAUAAGAGAAAGGGGUUGUAACUAAUGUAAAAAAAUGUUAGAGGGUCAGAGAUCACCAUUCAUUCCAGUGGUGAUAAAUAUUCCAUGUAAUUGCUAAACAAACACUGGUGUUUAGGGUUUAUUUCUAUUUAUUUAUGGAUGCUGGUUGCUUUCUUCCCUCUCACAGUGCCAAAGACAGUGAUUCUUGGGAGGAUGCCUUCUGUAAUAAUUUAGCUGUCAUCACCUUCACUCCUGAGUCCUUUAGGCCAGGUACAGGCUAGCCCCGUUCCUUGCUGGCACGUGAGAUUCCAGGGCUAACUCCAGUGGCUUAAGGUGGUUCUCCACUCACAACCUUCCUGCUAGAAAGUCAGCUGAACUCUGGAGUGAUAACCAUGCUUGUGUUACAGCUCUAAAGAGUUACCUUUUUUUUUUUUUCCCCUGAAAAAAAAGAGCAGUUACUUUCCUGGAUGCAAUCAGAGAACUGCAUUUUACAGUCUACAGCAAUGUAGACUGUCCUUCCUGUUGGAAAUCAUUCCACUUUGGGGAAGUUCUGGUCAGUUCCUUAAGCAAAUAAACUUUUAGAAGACUGUAAUUCACAUUCUGACUAUGGCAUUUAGGCUCAACUCUAAAUCAAACAAAGGUUGUCUGGUUGCUCAUUCUGAGAAAACUAUAAUGUGAAAGAACAAUCCGUUUAUUGAAUGUUUAAAUAAAAUCCGCAGUGAUGUAAAGUGUUAAUGAAGUAAUUGUUGCAAUGUGCAAAAAAGUAUGACAUGGAGAGUGCUUUGGUGAUGAGAAGUGAAUAAGUACAGGAUGGGUCUGUUCUUGCAAGCAGCUCUGCAAUGUGUCCCCUUCCGUGAAGCUGAUGGAAACUCCUCACCUCUGUGUCUGCCUGCUAGUAACGAUACAGGUGCGGUUCAUGCCCUCAUUUUCACUUCAAGCUUGCAUGACUGAGUUUAUUUUUAAAUCUACCUAGUCAGACAAAGAUAAAUAUUUAACCCCCAGCAAAGGGCAGUAAGUGGUGAAGGUACACAGUAAUCUUGAGAGUACCUUCCGAAAGACCUAUUAGUAUAUCUAAACAUCCCCCAUGAGGCUCCAUAGUUACUUUAGACACUGAAGUUGACAGUAAGUGACUUUUUUUCAAAGAAUAUACUCAGAGGUUCCUAACUUUCAGACUCUGACCCAGUAUCAACCUUAGUAAGAUACAGGGCAUUAAUCCAUUCUUCCUGGGGGCUGCCACUCUGCCAAUCGCAUAGUCUUUGCAUCAGAAGUUGUUUCCAACAGUGGCUGUAAGAUGUACAGGACUUCACUGAAGAUGUAUUUUGUGCACUGCUUUGGGGACCGAGGUCUAGAACUGCGCAGGGGUGGCUGUAAGCCAGCCCAUGGGCCAGCUCUGCCCUGCCAGGAGCAGAAGCCAGGCUGUGCCAAAGCCUUGGAGCCCCACAGCAGCCCUGGAGCAAGAGGUGCUCAUAACCGGCAUUCAGAACAGGGGAUGCGCUGAGCGUGGAGCUGCCCUGAAAGGCUGGAGAGGUUUGCAUCUUUGUCUCCGCGCCAGUCUUGAAACUGGCUUCUUCCCACUUACAAUUCUCUCUGGGGGCACCUGUCUGGUGCCUUUUCCUGUCAGGAGGAUGAGAGGAGGGAGUGACUGCUGCUUCUCCACUGGGACCAGGCUGUCUCAUUUCCUACCAUAACCAUUUGCCCUGGAUUUCCUUUCCUUUUCUGCUGGGUGAGCACUGAACCUACAGCUCAGUUCUGUGGAAACUGCCCAGCUGUGCAAGCUGCCAUCGUGUAGAGGAAUGCUGGC